Messenger RNA from Amphimedon queenslandica, 3558 nucleotides. RefSeq lists its product as uncharacterized. Bases 1 to 3513 code for a protein of 1170 amino acids. Lineage: Eukaryota; Metazoa; Porifera; Demospongiae; Haplosclerida; Niphatidae. Gene Ontology annotation, molecular function: protein kinase activity; ATP binding; protein binding. Gene Ontology annotation, biological process: protein phosphorylation; signal transduction. The record is from RefSeq and is a predicted model, not a curated record. The transcript has 15 exons.
AUGAGAACAACAUACAAAUUGAAUGGUGGAGUGGCCCUGAACAAUAUAUCAACAAGCAAGCCAGCAUUAAGAGGAAUGUUUCCUAUUAUUUUAGACAUUAGCAAAUUAAAUGAGAUUUUGCAGAUAUUGAAGCAACACAAGUUUCCUGAGGCAAAAUGGUUUGAAUUUGGAUUGAAUAUUGGUCUCCUUUAUCCUACACUGGAAACUAUUGAGGCUAAUCAUAGAGGAAAUACUUCACGCUGCCUGAUGGAGUGUUUAUCCAAGUGGCUGAGUAAAGCUGAUGAAAAUGUGCAUCCUCCUACUUGGCAGACACUGGCUGGUGCUCUUAGAAAGUUAGAAGCAAAAACAGUGGCUGAAAAUAUUGAGAAAACAGUGAUUAGCCAGCUACUACAGCAUUACAGCAGUAGAAUAACUCAAGCAGCACUCUCUGAAGAAUCAGUUGAUCUGUUACUUACAGAAGGACUGAUAUCUGAAGAGACAUUGAGGGAAGUGAAGAGUUGUGGAUGCACACUAACAAAUAAUGCAAUGAGAGAAAUAUACACAGUAGCUCAUGAUCAUAGCAAAUUGAAAUCAUUUGCUAAAAUAUUAUGUAAAUCUGAAGACACUGUCAAUAUGGCCAAUGAGUUACUACAGGAUAUUGGGAAAAUUAUUGUGUCUGAAAGUUUGUCUGAUUGCACUAAUGAGCCUUUAACCCAAGCACUUGCACCUACUUCAGAUAUUUCAUUUGAAGCACAUCAUGCAGCAAAUUAUGCCCCUACAGCUAAUUCAAGUCCUCAAACAGAGAUUCAACUUUAUAUUACACAAAUCUAUAAUGAUCGCUUUGACAAAAUGACAUGGAAUUAUGGGUCAUUUUAUUUCAAAAUCACCCGCUUGAUAUCCACUAACAUCACUCUAGACCAGCUUGAAGAUUUUAAAGAAUACAUUAGUUAUUGUUGCUCUGACCUGAGCCCACAGCUAGCUACUGCCACAACAGUAAAAGAUGUCAUGAAAGCGAUUAAAACCAAAUGCAAUGUCAUUAAUAUCACACCAGUAGAGGAAGUGGUCAGCUUUUAUAGCAUAACAGAAGCUAAGCCAUUGAUAUCUGAUUAUAAGACAACACUUGAUGAGUUUUGUCACACUUUCAAGCUUCAAUUCUUGCUUGACAAAAAGCUUUCAACAAGUGAUUUUCUUGUUUGUGAAACAAUCGAGUUUGUUCUAGACUGGGAUCCUGCUGAGCACAUACUAAGUGAUAUCCGUCGUUUAAUGGAGAAAGCAUUCAUUGGACUGAGCAGAAGAAUCAUAGUCAAAAGCAUGCAUAAAGGCAACUCCAUCAUUAUCAUUUGUGGUGCUCCUACUCACCUAAUGAAUGCUUUGCAAUUGAAGGCUUGUGAUAAUCUUACUGUGCUGCAAGAAGAAUUUGCUUUGAUAAGAUUAAAAAUUGGACACUGCAAAGUCUAUGAUAGGACCAUCAGAAACAAAGAGCUUAAGACUGUUGCAGAGGAGAUUCAAAUGUGUGAAGGAGAAUUAAUGAAGCUCAAUCCAUACCACAAUGACAAAGAAAGUCUUCUUGCUAGGCAAGCAGCACAACUUAUACCUUUAAAACACAAGCAAGAAUUUCUCGACAGUAGCAUGCAGGCAUCAGGAUUUAAAUCUAAAGUCAAACAAAUGGAAAGAGAAAAGGCUGCAAGUACAAAAAAGCGAAUGUUAUUAAAAGAAAAUCAACAUUUACAAUCUACUCUAAGAAUCAGAAUAAGACAAAAGGAAGCACUUCAAGAAAAUGAAAGAGUAAUUGGGGAACUAGAGGAAAGUAUUUCAUCUAUUAGUGCACAGAUGCUUGAAAUGAAACCUCCUUACAAUAAAAAAGUUAAAUCCACACAGACAGUGCUAUCAUCCAACGGAUCUAUCUGUGUAGCUGAAGAUGAUUACAAUGACACUGCUAUUUCAUUCAAAAAGGGUGAAUUACUUGAGUUAAGUACAAAUGGACAUGAGGUACAAUCACUGGAGACUGAACAGAAGAAUGUUGUUCCAAUGAAAUACAUUGGAUACUCAAGAGUAGAAUUACUUUACUUGUUUCAGUUUGCAGUGACAGCGUCAAAUUCACCAAUUUUUUUUCAUGAUGAUGAUGAUAAAGAAGAGUAUUUUAUACAAAAAAUUACUAAUGAUUCUACUCUCCUACAAUCAUUAAGGAAAUGGAUUUCAAAGCAAAAAUUGUUUGUGGCUUGUCAAAAUUUUGAAAAAGUACAGGAAUUAACGUUAAAAAAAGGAGAAGUACUUAGAAUUGCUGAAAACAGCAGUGAUGAAUGGUGGUAUAUACAUUCACUUCAUACAGGCAAUAGUGGCUAUGUCCAAAUUAAUCAUAUGCUACCGAUUGAAGGGGAAUACUCAAGAAUAUACUACAAGUACAUCUACUUUCAUAUAGCGGAUGCAGAAAAGCAAUUGAAAAAAGCAACCGCUCAAGUAGGUACCUUUUUAAUUAGAAAUAGUAAAAGCAAUCCUGUCAAGUAUACUCUCUCACUUAAUGAUGGAUUUACUAUCCGAAAAUUUCACGUAUACAUUGAGUUUAAUAAGUAUUAUAUAGACUCUCGUGUAAGGUUCGAUUCCCUCAAUGACCUGGUACAUCACUACAUGAUGGAAGCUGAUGGUCUGCCCUGCUCACUAACAGUUCCUAUACCCAAACAAAGAAACAUGCCCAUUGUAAUGAAUAAACAGUCGCAAAUUGACAAGUUAUUACUGGAGUUUUCAAAUUGCAUAAAUGCAGGACAGUUUGGAGAAAUAUUCAAGGGUGAUUGUAAAGGCAUCGGGCCAGUUACAAUCAAAACAAAUAUAGCAACAAAUUUUACACAAGAAACAUUUCUUGAAGAGACUAACAUGUUGGAAAAAUUCUAUCAUAAGAACAUCAUCAGUCUAUAUGGUAUUUGCAUUGAAGACUAUCCUUUUUAUAUUGUAACAGAACCAAUAAAUCAAAAUCUAAGGAAUCAUGUAAAUAUGAAUAAACUUACACUAGCAGAGUUAGUGGAUAUUGCUAUUCAAGUUACUGAUGGUAUGAUAUAUCUAGGAGAACAAGAUUAUAUUCACUGUGAUCUAAGAGCUGAAAAUGUACUAUUAAGAGACCAUCAUAACACUGUCAAGAUAGCAAACUUUCAUUUUGCUCUGCACCUCAAAGGCAAGAAAUACUGGACUGCUGAGGAAGGUACUACUAAGCUAGCUGCUCUAAAAUGGAUAGCACCUGAAUGGCAUACUUUAAAGCGACUAAGUAUUAAAUCUGAUGUUUGGUCAUUUGGUAUAUUACUAUGGGAAAUGGUUGCCAAAGAGAAAAACGAACUGUAUUCUGGUAUGACUAAUGAAGAAGUAUGGGAAGCAGUAUUAAAAGGCCAUCAUAAGUUCAUACCAAAGGAUUGUCCAGAACCAUUUAAACAACUUAUGGCAAACUGCUGGAAACAAAAUGAUGAUGAAAGGCCCAACUUUAACAAUAUCUUGGUUGAUCUUGUCAACCAUAGAUAUAAUAAGCUAUAUGAAAUAAAUUUUUGCUUUUGAACUUUAAGAUUUAAUUUAUGUGCAAGAGUGCUUGCUUUAAUACAA